Molecule: messenger RNA, 11353 nt
Organism: Corythoichthys intestinalis (scribbled pipefish)
Lineage: Eukaryota; Metazoa; Chordata; Actinopteri; Syngnathiformes; Syngnathidae
Product: membrane-associated guanylate kinase, WW and PDZ domain-containing protein 2-like
Exons: 21
Coding region: 255-4907 (1550 amino acids)
Biological process (GO): signal transduction; receptor clustering
Cellular component (GO): cell-cell junction; dendrite; cytoplasm
Molecular function (GO): type II activin receptor binding; SMAD binding; signaling receptor complex adaptor activity
Source: RefSeq, a predicted model, not a curated record
UACGCGCCAGUGUUUGUCUCCUGCGUCUGUGUGUCUGGACCGCGGAAUCGUUUCCCCACCACCCCCGAAUCGCCGCGACGUGUCGCAGCCUCUCGCCCGACUCGUCGCCUCGCAGAGCGGACACAGCUCCCGGCGUGAGUCGGUGAUGUCGCCCAGCUGCGGCGAGUCGCACUGAGGCGGGCAUGAGGCGGUGUUGUUGCUGGUGGUGAGAGUAGCCAGCCAGUCUGCGGUGAACCGAGUUGCCCCUCGUAACCAUGUCGAAAAGCCUCAAGAAGAAGAACCACUGGACCAACAAAGUCCACGAAGCGGUUAUCAGCCGCGGCAAGGACGGCGAACUGGGCUUCGAGCUGAAGGGGGGCGCCGAGCUCGGCCAGUUCCCCUACUUGGGCGAGGUGAAAACGGGGAAGGGGCUCGUCCAGAGCGGCAAGCUGGCCGAGGAUGAGCUGCUCCUGGAGGUCAACGACAUGCCCGUGGCCGGCCUCACCAGCCGGGACGUGCUGGCCGUCAUCAAACACUGCAAGGACCCGGUCCGCUUCAAAUGUGUCAAACAAGGGGGGGUUGUUGACAAGGACCUGCGGCACUACCUCAACCUGCGCUUCUCCAAAGGCUCGGUGGACCACGACCACCAGCAGAUCAUCCGAGACAACCUGUACCUGCGCACCGUUCCCUGUACGACCAGGCAGCCCAAAGAGGGGGAGGUGCCAGGGGUGGACUACAACUUUGUGACUGUGGAACGUUUUAUGGAAUUGGAGCAAAGUGGAGCCUUGCUAGAGAGCGGAACCUAUGAAGAUAACUUCUACGGCACCCCCAAGCCACCAGCAGAACCGUCCCCAGCAGCCCCUCCUCUUAAUGUGAGUGAGGCCCUGCUGCCCGGAGCCCGGCCCAGCGCCCAGGGCAAAAGAAAGAGGAACCAAUCGGUCAGCAACAUGGAGCAGCGCGCCAGCCUGGAGCCACCCGAGGAGGAGGAAGAGGAGAGCCCCGUCGUCAACGGCAACGGGGUGGCCAUCACGCCAGAGUCCAGCGAGCAGGAGGACAAGAGCACUGACGCGUCCGGGGAGGUUGCCGUGGAAACCUGCAGUCAAGCGGCGGCCACCAGUGAGGCCCCAACCGAGGCGGAAGACGCACCCAAAUCUCCGGACAAAUCACCGAAUAAAGUCCCGGAUGUGGACGAGGAAGAGCUUGGCCCUCUCCCGGACAAUUGGGAGAUGGCGUACACGGAGAAGGGGGAGGUCUACUUUAUCGAUCACAACACCAAGACCACGUCAUGGUUGGAUCCCCGGUUGGCCAAGAAGGCAAAACCCCCGGAAGAAUGCAAAGAAGACGAGCUGCCCUACGGCUGGGAGAAGAUCGAUGACCCCAUCUACGGCAGCUACUACGUGGAUCACAUCAAUCGCAGGACUCAGUUUGAGAAUCCAGUCUUGGAAGCAAAGCGGCGCCUUGAGCAACAGAGGCAGAUGCAGACUCAGGGUCUCUCCGCUCUCCCGCUCCCUACAAUAUACAGAGAAAAGCCGCUAUUCACCAGAGACCCGACCCAAUUGAAAGGCACGUUUCUGUCUACGGGCCUGCAGAAGAGCAACAUGGGAUUUGGCUUCACAAUAAUUGGAGGGGACGAGCCUGACGAGUUUCUGCAAGUGAAGAGCGUCAUUCCAGACGGGCCUGCUGCUCAAGAUGGAAAGAUGGACACAGGUGACGUCAUCGUGUACGUAAACGACAUCUGCGUUCUGGGCACCACACACGCCGACGUGGUCAAGCUCUUCCAGUCUGUGCCCAUCGGCCAGAGCGUCACCUUAGUACUCUGCAGGGGCUACCCGCUGCCCUUCGAACCUGAAGAUCCCAACGCCACAACCGGCAGCUCCAUGACGCCCAUCGGGAUGGAGCAUCGUCCCCUUGUGGUCAACGGUCGCAACAGCUAUGAUCCUUAUCUAGAGUAUCUGUCCCUGAGCUCUCAGCUGCCCGCUCAGGCUUUGGCGCAGGCUGGGGUGUCCCACCCCGGGGACACGCACCUGGACGGCUCUUCGCUGCCGCCCACCACGCCCGGCUCGGCGUCUGCGCUCACACCGCACGAUGACAACGUAUCCAUGGCAUCAUCGGGUACGGCGGGCGUUGCCGGGGCGACCGCACAGCCGGCUGAGCUGCUGACUGUUACCAUGGUGAAAGGAGCGGAAGGAUUCGGGUUCACCAUUGCAGACAGUCCCACUGGUCAGCGAGUCAAACAGGUGCUGGAUCCUGGCUCGCAGGCAGCAUCGGGCCUGAUCGAGGGCGAUCUGAUCCUGGAGGUCAAUCAGCAGUCGGUGGCGGCGGCCGGACACGGACGUGUGGUGGAAAUGCUCAAAGAGUGUCCUGUAGGAGCUGAAGCUACAUUGCUAAUUCAGAGAGCGGCAACAGGCCAAGUUUCUCCAUGGAAAGCCUCCAAACAGUUACCCGACCAGUGGGACCCGCAUGGGAGCCCCCAGGCUAACCUGUCCGGUCCCGUCCUGCCUCCGGGUACGCCCUUCCCUAACCAGCCGCAACACCGCACAUCCGUGCCGGACUCCACCGAAGGCUUCGACCUGAACAAACCGGAUCCCUAUGACCUUUACGAAAAGUCCAGAGCGCUCUAUGAGAGUCGACGUGAGUUUGUUGAAUCAAGGGGAGCACAGGGGGCGGCCGAUCGAAUGCGCAGCUGGGUCAAUGCUGUAAUGUGUGUAUCAGGUCCGGAAUACGAAGAGGUGGAGGUGCACCUGCUGAGGGAGAAGACCGGCUUCGGCUUCCGCAUCCUGGGGGGAGACGAGGCCGUGCAGGCUGUGAGUCCGGACGCCCGUGACAAGAUUGUGAUCGGCGCCAUCAUCGAGAACACCCCCGCCGAGCGCGACGGGCGGCUGCGGCCGGGGGACGAGCUCAUCUCGGUGGAUAAAAACGUGGUGGCCGGGAAGCCGCACAAGUACGUCAUCGACUUAAUGCACGCCGCCGCUCGCAACGGCCAAGUCAGUUUGACCGUGAGGAGGAGGCUCCACAUGCCAGGCGAAGUGUGCCCCGUCAAUGGUCGAAGCCCCAGUUUAGUGUCCACUCAGCACAGCUCGCCCCGCAACGACGCCUUGUCGCCGGGCGCCGCCGCGGUGACCGUGACCUCGGAGGGCUCAGCGUUGCACACCAGUGACGUUCUCAUUCAGCGCAAGGAGAACGAAGGCUUCGGAUUUGUCAUCAUCAGCUCCCUCAACAGGCCGGAGAACGCCGCCAUCAUAACUGUGCCCCAUAAAAUCGGACGUAUAAUUGAGGGCAGCCCUGCAGACCGAUGCGGCAAACUAAAAGUGGGCGACCGGAUCUUGGCGGUAAACGGCCAGUCCAUCAUCAGCAUGCCGCACGCCGACAUCGUCAAGCUCAUCAAAGACGCCGGCCUCACAGUCACACUGCAUAUCAUACCAGAGGAAGGCUCCCAGUCUGGCCCUGGCUCAGAGAAGCAGAGCCCCAUGACCCAGAAACAUGGCACCCAGCCCACGCCCGUAGCCCCGACAAGCCAAGGCGGCGCCCCGCUGCCCGGUCAGACGGCCCCACAGCCGGGUCAAAUGGCUCUUCAGACCGGCCAAGUGUCCAUGCAGCAGGCUCAGACGCCAGCCCAGACCGGCCAAAUCCUCAUUUGUCCUCCGGCACCCGCGGCAUCGCACCCGGCGCCGGCAGGGACGCAGCAGAGCCCCGUCAGCCAUCCUUCUGGACUCCCGCCGCAGCUCUAUCUACACGACGGAAGGUCUGAGGUUAAAGCCAGACAGGAUGUGAAACCUGACUUCCGCCAUCCUCCCUUCACUGAUUACAGGCAACCACCCGUAGACUACCGGCACCCGCCGGUGACCGAUUACCGGCAGCCGCCGACGCUGGACUACCGGCACCCGCCCGGACUGCUGGACUUCAGACAGCACACGGCAGCUGCUCAGUUCCCGCUGGGGAUCGCUGCAGAGUUUAGAACACAGAUCCCUCCUCUGCAGGACUAUGAUUACUUCACUGUGGAGCUGGAGAAAAGCUCCAAAGGUUUCGGUUUCAGUAUUCGAGGGGGCAGAGAGUACAAGAUGGACCUGUUUGUAUUGCGUCUGGCGGAGGACGGGCCUGCUAUACGAAACGGGAGGAUGAGGGUCGGGGAUCAAAUCAUAGAGAUAAACGGAGACAGCACUCGGGACAUGACGCACGCCCGGGCCAUCGAGCUCAUCAAAGCGGGGGGCCGGAGGGUCCGACUGCUGCUAAAAAGAGGAACAGGACAGGUGCCUGAAUACGACUGUGUCGGCCCCUGGGAUUCCCUUCCUACAAUCCACUCUACCCUGCCGGAAGUGACCCUCGAAGCCCACCAGAGUCCAUUGCCUUCAUCCCACCCGGCCGCAUCCCUGGAUUCCCCUCAUCAGCUUCCUCUAGAGGCCGCGGCGUGCAUGGCAGCGGACAAAGCCCCGCAGGUGACGGACCACAGCUCCUCGACUCGAGGGGCUACCGGUGGCAGGUCCACCCAGCAGAAGUGCAUGAUCAGGGGGCAGGGAGGAGAGGCCGAAUGCGGGCCGGGCUCUAGGCAGCCCAGGGUUUUACCCGCCAAAGCUAUCCUGGGCAGGCAGAGGGACGCUUGCUCCCCCUGCUGUGACAGAAAGGGGGCGAGCGCCCAGGCGGCGGGCGCUCUUUGGCCGCGGGACCCAUACGUGAGCGUCGCCCCCAACGGAGCCUCUCUGGCCGGCGUGGACUCCCCCGCCGGCCUCCAGGAGAGGCUGCUGUCCAGAGGGGUUCACCCCAGAGAGGAGGACCGCUGCGGGGGUCGCGCCGGCCUCGGCUGCCCCUCUAAGAACACCCAAGACCCCCCUGCCAGGAGAGCCGCCGCCACCUCCCCGGGGCCCUGGAACAUCCCAGGGCCGGAUAAACUGCCCGGCACCCUGAGGUCCUGGACCUCCACUGUCAGCAGGUAGACAGUAUCGGCUUUUUCCCUCCUUCCUCCACUCCUCGAGUCAUAUUCCGAAGUUCAUUUAUGAGAGGAUUAUUACACCCGCCACCUUAAAAGCUGAUCAACUUUCACAGAUGUUGUAACAUACAGUGAGGAGCUAGACGAUGUAUGGCGAAAGACUCCAUUUUUGCUCGAUGAGUUCUGAGAAACCUCUGGAACAGUGUUUCCCAACUAUAAUUUAGUAAUAAUAUAACAUUGGCUAUGUGCGGGGACUGAGCACAAAUAGCCAAAAAGUACAAGGACAUGACAUACCUUACAAAUGUUUGCAGUAUUAUAACAGACCAUCAAUAUCAUUUUAAACGCAUCAAUACCUUUAAAAGUAAAACAUUUGCAGAUGAUUGCUCAUGUCACAAAGACACUCCAUAACAGUCACUAUUUAACAUUGCAAGAUAAAUUUAGCUCCUCCUUGGCAUGCUAAGCUUGUCACUAAGUGACAGAUGUAUCACUUCUCCGUACUUUUUUUUCAUGCUUAUAGCUGUCAUUGAUCCGCCACUUUUUUGCAGUUCCUAUAUCGCGUUUCCCGGGAUGGGUUUUUACUUUUUACAGUAUUCUUUUUUCAAAAAAUGAAAUAAAAUCAGACUAUCAAUUUAGACUAGAAAAUGCUUGCCUGGCACGGCCAGACUGUUCUCCCUGUAUUUUUCAAACACUGAGAGAAAAGUCUGGGAACCAGCCCAUUAACGGCCUCUCGAGCAGGUACAAAAUCAAUCGACAAAUCAGAUUCGUUUACUUGCGUGACGUGUUCUUCACGAGCAACGUCACUCUUGCGCGUCGGAAGUCGUCUCCACAACAACACAGAUGGUGAACAGGAGAGCCAAGAAUAUGUUCCAAUCCUCGGUAAAAUCAGUUUUAAAUUACCAAAAACACAUCGACACGAGUCAUUGACAACAGUCUGUCUCGCGCUAGCCAUGUUGAAUAAACUCGUAUGUUUACUUCCGCGUGCAAGUCCCUCGUCCUGCCCUCGUCGUUUUACUAACGUCACGUCUGCCCGUCGCUGAUUGGUCCACUCCGCUGUCUGUUUGCUGUGGCUUGCUCCGCCCUGGAAAUUGUAUCCGCUGAAUGGUGGCCAGACUCAAUAGCUGGAACAGCGGUGAGUCUGGUGUAUCAGGCAAAGAAAAUUCAAUUUCUGGAGAAAUUACAAUGGUAGCUUUGCUUUCACAGGUAAACCCCUUGAGGUCACUUCUUGUUGAUUUGGGGACAUUUCAGGGUCCGUUCCUGUUGAUAUUUUGACGUACAUGGCUGUCAAUGCAUCGAUUUACAUUUGUGUCAAUGGAAUCCAAGUACAUUGGCAUCAAUAGAAUCGACAUAUAAGGCUGUCAGUGGCAUGGACGUACAUGACUGUCAAUGGCAAGGUCGUACAUGGCCGUCAAUAGCAUCGACUUACAUUUGCCUUAAUGGAAUCCAAGUACAUUGGCAUCAAUAGAAGUGACAUAUAUGGCCAUCAUUGGCAUGGACAUACAUGGCCGUCAAUGGCAUGGACGUACAUUGGCUGUCAAUGGCAUGGACGGACAUGGCCGACAAUGGCAUGGAUGUACAUUGGCCGACAAUGGCAUGGACGUACAUUGGCCGACAAUGGCAUGGACGGACAUUGCCGACAAUGGCAAGGACGUACAUUUGCGUAAAUAGAAUCCAAGUACAUUGACAUCAAUAGAAUCGACAUUUAUGACCGUCAUUGGCAUGGACGCACAUGCCCGCCAUGGCAUGGACAUACAUCGCCGUCAAUGACAAGGACCUACAUGGCCGUCAAUGGCAUGGAUGUUCAUGGCCGUCAAUAGCAUCGAUUUACAUUUGCGUCAAUGGAAUCCAAGUACACUGGCAUCAAUAGAAUCGACAUAAAAGGCCGUCAAUGGCAAGGAUUUACAUUGGUAUCAAUGGCAUGGACGUACAUGAUUGUCAAUGGCAAGGUCGUACAUGGCCGUCAAUAGCAUCGACUUACAUUUGCCUUAAUGGAAUCCAAGUACAUUGGCAUCAAUAGAAGUGACAUAUAUGGCCGUCAUUGGCAUGGACAUACAUGGCCAUCAAUGGCAAGGACGGACAUGGCCGUCAAUGGCAAGGACGGACAUGGCCGUCAAUGGCAAGGACGGACAUGGCCGUCAAUGGCAUGGACGUACAUGGCCGUCAAUGGCAUGGACGUACAUUGGCCGACAAUGGCAUGGACGUACAUGGGUCGCCAUUUUGCGGACGAUGGCAAGGACGGACAUGGCCAUCAAUGGCAUGGACGUACAUUUGCGUCAAUGGAAUCAAAGUACAUGAUUGGCAUCAAUAGAAUCGACAUAUACGGCCGUCAUUGGCAUGAACGUACAUGGCUGUCAAUGGCAAGGAUGUACAGUUAUUGAUUAUUGGAAGAGAAAUUACAACCACACGUUUUCUGCCACUGAAAAUGAAGGGGAAAUGUUGGCCAUUAGAAAUGAAUGGAACUGCGUAUAUGGCAAUGGUUUUUGGCGAAUUUUGGGGCAACUGUAAGUUUUUGGCAAUUUUCUAUACACAUUGUAUGCCCCUUCCUGAAAUUUUUGGCGUAUAUGGCAAUGGUUUUUGGCGAAUUUUGGGGCAACUGUAAGUUUUUGGCAAUUUUCUAUACACAUUGUAUGCCCCUUCCUGAAAUUUUUGAUGUAUGAUUUAUGUGAAUUGUAGAAAAAUUGUAGGACUAGAUACAUUUUGAAAAAAAAUGUUUUUGUUUUUCAAAAAACCUGCGCUUUGACGCCAAUGGUAAUUUUUUAGGGGUCAUUCAAAACAUUCCCUGAGUCGCGUGAUCUUAAUCGAUUUUUUUUUUUUUUAAAUGGUCCAUCUCUGUUAAUCUUAAUCGAUUUUUUUUUUAUGGUCCAUCUCUGUCAAAGAUUUUCGCACCCAGCCGAAAUGUGAAGUAUUAAUUUAUUUUACAUCAGACAUUUUCCUCAAUUAAUAGUAGUUUUCGUCUCGCCAAAAAAAAAAAAAAAAAAAAACGUUUCUACAUUCCAAACAUCUUGCGUAAUACCUGGUAAAAUGAAUUAGCAGUAGUUAGGAAUCACUGUUCCAGAAGUCAAUCCAGUGUUACUCCUCACAUGCCUAACAAAUAUAUCAUAUACUGUAAAUGUAAAGAUGUCAAAAAUGUGUACAUUUGUCGUUGUAAAGAAGCAGAAGAGACUUUAAAAAAAAAAAAAAAAAUCACCGGUAUGGAAUUAUUUAGGAUCCCAUCAUCCCAUUCCAGGCCUCCACUAUGACUACAUAUCAAAGACACGUCCGCAAAAUGGCGACCCGUGCAUGGGACUCCCGAGCCUGAAUGAGGACCUCUUUCUUCUCCUUUUUUGAUAUUAGUGACAGCAGCACUGAGUUUUGUGUACACGUUAACCAUCAUGAGGACUGUGUGGGAAGCCAGUUGAGCAUUUGUUCCAUUGAUUUGGCCUCACUAGUAAGACCAAUUGCGGCACUGGUACAAUGACUGCUUCUUACUAAUCAUGUUUUUUUUUCACUAGCAGUGCCACAUUUGGCACUUAUUACUUGGCAAAAAUAGACGUAAGACACAGUGGUUCUACCUGUGCUCUGAAUUCACUUACUUGUGUCAAGAUUAUGGACGGAAUGCUCCAAAAACAAGAAGAAAGCGUGUUGUCCAUUUCCAGAAGCCUUUUAACUGUGCUGCGAGUACCACAUCACUGUGGGAGAGGGGCAUCAAUGUGAGGAAGACCACAAAGAGGAGAGGGCGGAGUGCCUUACCCAACUUGGAGAAAGCAGGUGGCGCCAGCGAGCGUACACACACUAGGUGGUCGUUACCUAACGCGGGCGUGUAGCAUUGCUGCUAAUCAUAAGCAUUAAGCGGACGACAAAUGUAGAGACAACAUUUUUACAUGGGAAAAAAAUGUGACAGCCAGUCAGUAUUAUAGUAAACAAAUUACUAGAUGUUGCAAAAGUACGGACUUAUAAACAGUUUAAGAAGGAAUGGAAAUGUUUAGCACUAAAAAUGAAACUGAACUGUAUUAUGUAUUUCGCGUAGGUUGGUGGCAAUUUCCGUUUGUGGGAAGAGGUACGUUUUGAUUUGUCAACCAAUCAGAUUGUGUUGGAUUUUCAAUUUCACUGUAAGAUUGGUUAAUACAAUGCUGCCUUGAGAUACAAGUUUAAUUUGUUCCGUGACCUUGCUCAAAACACUCGUGCAUCAGAUUCAUCUUUACCUGAUGAAUAUUAAUUGGUUUACGCUCCCUCCAAAAACAUUUUUGGAAUGUGUUUAUAUUUAGGAAAAUCACAUUAUAUAACAUAUAGUAACUACAUACCGUAAUUUUCGGACUAUAAGCCGCUACUUUUUUCCCCUCAUCCUGUGGCUUAUAGUCCAGUGCGGCCUAUUUGUUGAUUUAUUUGGGUUAAUAGGCAACACUUUCUUUGAUAGCGGCAUCAAAGACCGCCAUAAUUGUGACCAGGCCAUUUGGGGGCCCUAAGCAAAAUAAUGCCAAGGGGCCCAUAUUUUUGGCACACCAUUUCGUCACAGUGUACUGUGAAACCCAUACAUGCAAUCCAACCCAUACGUCCAUAUUUUUUAUAUUAAUCAGAUUUUGUUGCACUGCAUACUUCAAACUUCUCACCCCAAAUGAUUGUCAGUACUUACAGUAGAUAGCGCCAAACCUUUUUCUAAAAGAGGUAAAGGAAGAACUUUUAUUUUUUAAGCUUGAAAUUAAGUAUCAAAACUCACAAUAGUCAAAUAAAGCAAACAGUAGUAAACAAAAUAGAAUAUAAAUUAAUAAACAUAUAUAAUAAUAAACAAUUGCCAGAUUGGGGGCCCCCUAGUGGUCAGGGGCCCUAAGCAGCUGCAUAGUCUGCGUAUAGGCUGGGCCGGCCCUGAUUGUGACAUGACACUAUCAUGGGCAUUAACAACAUCAUGAAUUAUGUCACUGACUCCAUUCAUGUCCAGCUCAGAUCUUUACUUCCAUUCAAAACUGAGAUAAUUUGUCAGAUGACACAAAAUGACAUCCGUCAUAAGCAUUCAUUAAUGCUCAUGGCAGUGUCAUGUCAUAAUUAUGAUGGUCUUAUGACAGUCUUAUGCCGCCACUGUCAAAUAAAGUGUUACCAAAUACCAUAACUAGCAAUUAAUGAAACAACUGGAAAAGUAACUGAAGAAAUAAUUAGCACAGAACAGGACUUUGUUAUUUACGUCUGUAGCGCUGCAAUGCAUGUUAGGAGGCAUGUUGGAUGACAACAGUGUUGACAGCAGUUGGCAGCUGAAGUUGACUCUCUCCCUAAAGGGAGCAAUGAUGGCUAAAUUAAGCUUUGAACCAAUUGGCUGCAAAGCUUCAAAUGAAGCUUUGAACCAAUUGGCUGCAAAGCUUCAUUGCUUCAUGGUGGUUCAUUUGGUCUUAUAACAGUCGAAUGAUGCUGCUGGCAAAUAAAGUGUUACCGAUUAAUAUCUUUUGGUGUCAAUAUCGCAUAAUAUAGCUGUGGCUUAUAGUCCAGUGCGGCUUAUCUAUGAACAAAUGCCGUUUUCAUGUCAAAUUUGGCAGUUGAAGGCUUAUAGUCUGAAAAUUACGGUAUCACAAUAUAUCACCAUUUUGAUAUUUUGUCAUACCCCCAAUUGUAAGCUGUAAGAUGUCGUUUUUUCCCCACAGAAUGUAAAGAAUAUACAACCUUUUAUUGUAUUUUCUGUCUACAUGCGUUGAUGCACCGUUUGUGUUCUAAGAUCAUUUGCUGAUGUGGUGAUGCUGUAUUUUUUGGCAUUGUGUUAGCAUUAAGCUAGUAUAAGGAAUGUGACUUUUUCGCUGCCACCUUAAAAUGCGCUCUUUUGUUUUUGCUCAAAAAGCAAAGAAAAAAAAACUGCCCAAUUCCUUGUAUCUCAAGGCACCACUGUAAUUUCAAAAUAAUAAUGUGUGAUAAAUAUCUCUUUGCAAAGUAUUGUUUGUGAUCAGAAUUUUCUGGUUCAGGUCAGAGUCCUUUUUUAUCAAAUGUGAGGCAACAAUACUUAUCCCUAAUUUCAAAGUAAAGCUGAUAUUGAAAUAUACAAUUAGAUAUAAAGGUGCGAAUACGUCCUCAUCUCCACUCAUGCAUCCGCCCUGCCUCCCUGCUUGUUACCAGCCAUUUUGUAUCCAGCAAAUGAAGAAAAAAAAAAACAUCUCUAUGUGAAGAACAAUGGAACGUUCAUGAUCCCAUUAAGUAUACCUGUGUAGUGUUAACUGAGUAUGAUUCACCUUGUACAGCUGUAUUCCUACAAAUAUGGUUUACUGUAUCAUUGAUACUGUAGUUUGAAAGACGUGAACAACUAUUUUUAUGAAAUGCGACAGUACGGAUAUAUUACAUUUUGCUAAGAAAAAAAACACGUUACAAAAAAAAAACUUGUUUACCGAAAGAUAUUCUGAAAUACUGUCAAAUAAACUCUUGACAUGGUGUAAAAGAGACGCUUUUGAGUUGAUCGUAUACACAGAGAGCGAGGAGAUUUUAUUUAAUAAACAUUUACACAUAGGCACA